Molecule: messenger RNA, 6056 nt
Organism: Megalops cyprinoides (Indo-Pacific tarpon)
Lineage: Eukaryota; Metazoa; Chordata; Actinopteri; Elopiformes; Megalopidae
Product: ankyrin repeat and SAM domain-containing protein 1A-like
Exons: 30
Coding region: 223-3900 (1225 amino acids)
Cellular component (GO): cytosol
Molecular function (GO): protein binding
Source: RefSeq, a predicted model, not a curated record
UCCCCGGAGCGACGGAGGGGAGUGGGAAACCGGGAGUGCUGUACUACUGGAGAGGCAAAACAAGACGUGGAGGAUACCUUUGUUUUCUUCGGUACUGCCUGAGCCAGUACGCUCUUUUUUUUAGGUAGGAAAGGGGAACGCAAAGGAAUUCCGUCUGAACUGCUGCCGUGCUCUUGUUAGUCCCUUUCUCCCCCUCUCUCCCUCUCCCUUCUCGAUCUGAGAAUGGGGAAGGAGCAGGAACUCUUAGAGGCGGCCCGCACUGGCAAUCUUGCCGCCGUUGAAAAGCUUCUGUCUGGGAAGCGACAAUCGGCAGGGAGCGGCGGCGGAUCCUCGGGGAUUGGGGGAAGCGGCGGUGGCGGCGGACACAGUUCAUCAUCUCACCCGCUCUCCAGCCUGCUCAGUAUCUGGAGGGGCCCCAAUGUGAACUGCGUGGACAGCACUGGAUACACACCUCUCCACCACGCUGCUCUCAACGGACACAGCGAGGUGGUGGAGGCGCUGCUGAGGAACGAGGCGCUCACCAACAUCGCUGACAACAAAGGCUGCUACCCCCUGCACCUGGCUGCCUGGAAGGGCGAUCAGCAAAUCGUCCGGCUGCUUAUCCACCAGGGCCCCUCCCACCCCAAACUCAACGAGCAGACAAAGACACGGGUUCUUAGAAGGAACCAGCUGAAGUCGAUAUGUAAGAGCUCUGUAGACCACAAAGAGUUCAAACGCUGUGGGCCCUUUGAUCCAUAUAUUAACGCCAAGAACAAUGACAAUGAGACCCCGCUGCACUGUGCCGCACAGUACGGCCACUCGGAGGUGGUGCGCCUCCUGCUGGAGGAGCUGACCGACCCCACCAUGCGCAACAACAAGUUCGAGACCCCGCUGGACCUAGCCGCUCUCUACGGCCGGCUGGAGGUGGUCAAGCUGCUCCUCAAUGCCCACCCCAACCUGCUCAGCUGCAACACCAAGAAGCACACGCCCCUCCACCUGGCCGCCCGCAACGGCCACCUGCCCGUGGUGGAGGUGCUGCUGGAGGCUGGCAUGGACAUCAAUUACGAGACGGAGAAGGGCAGUGCCCUCCACGAAGCCGCCCUGUUUGGGAAGACUGACGUGGUGCAGAAGCUGCUGAGCGCAGGGAUCGAUGUUAACAUUGUGGACUACAAGGGCCAGACGGCGCUGGACACCGUCAGAGAGAUGCCCUCCCAGAAGAGCCGGCAGAUCGCUGCUCUCAUCCAGGGUCACAUGACUGGUAACCCACCAGACAUUGCCCUGCCCCCACCCCCUGUCCCUCCCACUCAGGAGAACCUCAGCCCCAAGAAAAAAGGUGAGAUGGAUCAGCAGGUGAGUGAGCUGAUCUCAGGGCUGGCCCCAGGGCCUGAGGAGGAGAGCCCGUACGAGGCGCUGUUCGAGGCUACCUCCUGCCAUUCACUGGACAGUCUGGCCAGCGGCAAGUCCUCCGACCGAGACUCGGGUCGCCCCGACAGCGAGGCAGGCAAGAAGGAGCGUCCGCCCCACCCCACGCAGCCUCCGCCUGACCAUGAGGAGGACGUCAGCUCUGAGGCCCUGUACACCAACAGCAGUAUCGAUGAGAGGGGCGAGGUGGCCGAGGAGGAGGAGCACACCUACGAGCUGCUGCUGUCUGCCCAGACCAAGAUCCCCCCACCCAAACAGGACCCUCCAUCUCGCACAGGGCCAGAUGAGGAUGGUGCUGCACAGUCUUCCAACAGCCUCCUACCUCAGCAGCACCGGAAGCCGGCCCCUCCCAGUGACCUCCGACCCUCAGGCCAGUCUGUCGACACCCUGCAGCCCCCGGGGCAAACCUUCGGGCCCGGUCGGCCGGGACUCCGAGUCCCUGGAGGUGAGUUCACAGAAAGCGCCCAGGAGCAGGGGUCCGGCAUCCCCGAGCAGUUCACGGGUCUCCUGCACGGAUCCUCGCCUGUCUUCGAGAGCCGAGAGGAGCCCUUCAAGGCGGUCGCGCCCUCCGCGGCCCCCGGGAGCCAAGGCCAGGCGCCCAGCACCUCGGGCCCCCCGCCGCCGCCAGCAGCAGCAGCAGCCAUGUCGGCCCCCAUACCGGACUUCGACCCCAAAGCUAUCUACGCCACCGUGGUGCACACUAAAUCCGAGCGGAAGGACUCGCCCCCUGCGCCACCCGCCGGGCGCAUGCGGCCCCCGGGGGACCUGAAGCUGGCCCGGAGCCUCUCCAAGUCGGACUCAGACCUGCUGGUGUCGCCCCCUAGUGAGGAAGAGGGUGGGCUGGGCAGCCGCAGCGAGUCGGUGUCCAACUGCAGCGCCGGCAAGAAGAGGCUGGAGAAGUCUCCCUCUUUCGCCUCCGAGUGGGACGAGCAGACACAGCGGUCUCCGACCACACAACCUCGGAGAGCUAAGUCCUUUCACAGCAUCGAGAAGAUCAUGACCCUGAUUGGAGCCGGAAUCGACUUCUCCCGAGACCAGGAGGCCGCUGCCUCAGGUGGCCGUGCCCUGGACCAGCCCGUGGGCGACUGGCUGGAGCAUGUGGGCCUGCCGCAGUACGAGAGCAAGCUGCUCCUCAACGGCUUCGACGAUCUGCGCUUCAUGGGCAGUAACGUAAUGGAGGAUCAGGACCUGCGGGAGAUCGGGAUCACGGACCCAGGGCACCGGAGGAAGCUGCUGCAGGCUGCGCGCUCGCUGCCCAAGGUGAAGGCCCUGGGCUGCGAUGGCAGCACCUCGCUUGCGUCCUGGCUCGACACGCUGGGCCUGCAGGAGUACCUGCACAACUUCCUGUCCAGCGGCUACCGCUCCCUCGACUGCGUCAAGAACCUGUGGGAGCUGGAGAUCGUCAAUGUGCUGAAGAUUACUCUGCUCGGACACAGGAAGAGGAUCAUCGCCUCUCUAGCGGAGCGACCCUACGAGGAACCCCCUGUUAAACCCCCUCGCCUCUCCCAAAUCAGAUGUCAGGACCUGGUGUCGCAGCCCUCUUCCCCGCUGAGUCACAUGGACUCCUACACCGGCCGAUCCAUGGACCCACUCCUGCCCCCAGUGGAUUCUGGGAGGAGGAGGGGCCAGGACUCCGACUACGACGUGUCCCACCGCUCCCGGAGCGAGCGGCACCGCUCUCAUGACAGGUACGAUGACCGGCAGCGGGAGCCUCGUCUGACCCUCCGGCCACCCAGCCUGGCUGCACCCUACGCCCCCGUGCAGAACUGGCAUCACCAGCCCGAGAAGCUCAUCUUCGAGUCAUGUGGCUACGAAGCUAACUAUCUGGGAUCCAUGCUCAUCAAAGACCUGCGCGGCACCGAGUCUACCCAAGACGCCUGUGCCAAAAUGAGGCGGUCGACGGAGCAGAUGAGGAAGGUGCCCACCAUCGUCCUCUCCAUCACUUACAAAGGAGUCAAGUUCAUCGACGCCGCCAACAAGAACAUCAUUGCGGAGCACGAGAUUCGCAACAUCUCCUGCGCGGCCCAGGACCCUGAGGACCUGUGCACCUUUGCAUACAUCACCAAGGACCUGCAGACCAGCCACCACUACUGCCACGUCUUCAGCACUGUAGAUGUGAACCUGACCUAUGAGAUCAUCCUGACACUGGGACAGGCGUUUGAGGUGGCCUAUCAGCUGGCUCUGCAGGCCCAGAGGACCAAGCACCACCACGGGCUCCCAGCAGGACUGGGGUCGGAGGUCAUCGAGACCAAGUCCAGCCGGCCGGUGCCCAAGCCCCGGGGCAGCAUGCGGAAAUCAGCGGGUCCUCCUCUGCUUGAAAGCCGCUGCUGUUACUGUCACACGUGUACAACCCACCGCCCCUCCUACCUCCCGCUGCACUCUGUCAGUCCAGGAGUCCAGAUGGACCCCAUGGAGCUGGAGGCAGAAACGCAGUCCCAAGGCAGUGCCACGUGGCUGGUGGACCCCAAGGAUUCCAAGCGCACCAUCAGCACCAACUGAGCCCUGUGUUCGAUGGUCUGGACACCGAGCUGGGAGUCAGGGGUGAGGGCUGAGGCAGGGAGCUGGGAUGAGCAGACAGGGUGUUUUUUUUUUUUUUUUGUUUUGUUUUGUUUUCUGAUGGGGGAGUGUACCCUCCAUACCCUCUCCCCCAUAGAAUCCCAACUCGCCCCAACCCCCAUGAGCGCCCAAACCCACACUCCUAAACGUCCUGAAGAAACCAUCCUGAGAAGACCUGUAAAAACGAAUCCCCCCCCGUCCUCCCUCUCCCCCAACCCCUUACUCCCCUCCUCUCCUACACUGAAAAGGGCGUGCCUACUCCCCCCAAGCCCCUAGGGGUCAGUGCAGCCAUUCUGUCACGGGAAGACUGGAAUCUUUGCGGACAUCUGAUCACGGUACUGCUGUGUUGGUGCCGACCCGGCGCAGAUCAAGCAGAGACACUUGCCCUGUACGGCUCACAGACCACCCUCCACUAUGAGCCCUUGAGGCUGCGCUCCAUGGAGUUUACCGGGCAUCUUCACUUCACAUGACAUACACUGGAGAAUUAGAGCCCUUGGUUUGAUGAAUUAAAUGAUUAGCUCAGGUUCUUAACAAAGAGCUCAGGUGGGGUGAUGUCCAGGAGGGUCAAGAGUCGCGGGACAUUGCAGGUGAGGAUGACUGUAUCGGGGCAUUUCUGUCAAUGUGAAUUCAUUGUGUGUUUCACUUUUUUUUUUUUUUUGGACAUUUUUUUCUGUUACUUAUUAAAGCAAGGUAAUUCAUGUGACACCAGCAUGCGCCCUACAACCAUAUCCCAACAGGUAAGAGUGUGUAGUGUACAGACCUGUUGGCCCUUUCCAUGUGCACCUGACCUGCCCGACAUGCCCAUUCAAUGAAUGGGUGAUACUCCUUCCCCCGGCUCAAUACCACAGACAACUACCAGUUAGAACAAUCUAUUCUAAAUGCCCUUGCUAACUUCAGGUUAGCCAAACAGUUAUUGCCCACAGAAUAGCGAACGAGAAACUCGAUAUAUUUUCACACAGACAUACAGGAAUCAGUAAAUCUGUCAAGGGUAGGAGGAUAACAUUUAAUGUAGCAGGGAAAUUAAAAUCAAGGUUAUGCUGCAGCUGAAUCCAUGGACGGAGCUGUACAAGUGCAGGCUUGGCCAUGAUGUAAGGUACUGUUAGCCACAAGACUAAAAUAAAAUAGGAAGUGGAAAGAAAACAUGGUACUAUAUCACAGACGAUCCACCUCUCCUUUUAGAAAUUUGAGCUGGUAAACUUCAGGCAUCCGCUUUAACAAUGUAACCUUGUUAAGCAUUUAUUAUGUUAUUAAGUCUAACUACAAACUUAUCGGAAGGGCUUUCAUACCACCAUUGUGGUCGGAUGAAGCCUGUUUGACACUACAGAGAAUGGGGAUAUAGUUUGGUUUGAAAGAGAGAAGGAGAGAAGACAUGUAGCUUUUAUUUAAUUUAAAACGGCUGUUUUCUUUUUGUGUUUUAACUGUACUGAUGCUGGGACUGGACCAGGCUGAUGUGAGGUGCACUGAUGUGAAGAGCCACACACAAAAACAUACCCCCAGCCCCAUCAAUACAAAGGACAUGUGACCAUACAUGCCCAAAUAAAGAUGAGCAACCUCUUUGACUUUCAUCACAUUUACACACUCGAGCGUCUGUCAUCUCAUUGGGUAACCCAGUGGACAAACUAUAUACAUUCUACAUUUGAACAAAUAUCUAUGGUACAUUCUAUCAACUUUGAUGGUACUCCUUUUUUUUUGUGGCCGGACACAGUCGCCUUGGGUUAUCAGCCUGAGCCAGUUCCAGCGUUUGCACAUUUGCUAAUUGUGAUGGGUAGCACAUCGGGACUAAUCUGUAAUAUUGGUAAUGACUUAUAAUGAGAACAAUGAUAAUGGAUUGUAAAGUAAUCCCUAGUGGUCUGUAUUUUGAUACUUGAAUGAUUCUGCUUUUAUAAAUAUAUAUAUGUAUAUGUAUGUAUGUAUGUAAUGUUCAUUUUCCUUUGGCCAUGUUUGUCGGAACAAGAGAUGACAGAGCGUUUUAACAAGCUCCACAUAUCAUGGUACUGAUCCCAGACCUGUCUUGGGGUGGAAGACGAUCAGGCUCAGACUGAGAGAUUGAGCUCAGACGGACCUCAGUACAGGCACACAGAAACAGACUGUAAAUAAUC